Molecule: messenger RNA, 780 nt
Organism: Penaeus monodon (black tiger shrimp)
Lineage: Eukaryota; Metazoa; Arthropoda; Malacostraca; Decapoda; Penaeidae
Gene: mRpS16
Product: probable 28S ribosomal protein S16, mitochondrial
Exons: 4
Coding region: 122-502 (126 amino acids)
Biological process (GO): mitochondrial translation
Cellular component (GO): mitochondrial small ribosomal subunit; ribosome
Molecular function (GO): structural constituent of ribosome
Source: RefSeq, a predicted model, not a curated record
CUUCUUACGUCAGAGAAAAAUAUAUUGUGCUCGUAGUCCCUUCAAUAUCGUCGGCAAAACAACACGAGGAAAUCUUUUCGUCUAAUUGUCUCUAUUUGUAUUUUGCAGCCAGAAUUCAGAGAUGUUUCCAGCCUCCGGAGGUGCAAGAGUAGGCCACAGAACCACAAAAGCUAUUAGAUUUGCUAAACAUGGCUGUACCAACAGACCUUUCUAUCACAUUGUUGUCAUGGAGAAAAGAAAGUCUCGACAAGGUCAUGUUAUAGAGCAACUAGGUACUUUUGAUCCAUUAGUGAAUGUCCAUGGAGAAAAGCUGUGUUCUGUCAACCUUGACAGGACCACCUAUUGGAUUGGCACUGGGGCACACAUUUCCCUCCCCUGCAGCAUCCUUUUUGGUCUUGCCGGUCUUUUGCCCAUUCAUCCAAGUACGUAUAUUAAAGCUUGGAGAAAUCGGAAGACGGCUGCAAAUGCCGAAGGAGAGACUGAACCAACCUCAUCUUCGUAAGAAAUAUUUGCUAAUGAACUGGAUUAAUCUAUAGUGUGUUAUAAAUCAAGUUUCGUAAUUGAAAUUAAGUUGCUUAUGAGAAAGGAAUUCAAAACUUUAUUCAGUAAUAUAAUGUGUCUAAUAAUUGUUUAGACAUUGAAAGAAUCUUAGAAAAAAAAAAAAAUAAUUCAAAUGAUAAAAUGUAUUUUCUUUCCCAGAAAAGAGAAUGAAUGUCAAUUAUAUGUUUCUGCUUAUUGUUAUUUAUGUAAAUUUGUAAAUAAAUAUAUAUUUCUUUUGUA